Molecule: messenger RNA, 2809 nt
Organism: Cajanus cajan (pigeon pea)
Lineage: Eukaryota; Viridiplantae; Streptophyta; Magnoliopsida; Fabales; Fabaceae
Source: RefSeq, a predicted model, not a curated record
UUGAGUUAAAGCGUAGACCGUACUAUUCCCGUCUCGUCUCGUUAGCAAGAAAACCAAAAAUUCCUCGGCGGCGGGACAGUACCAACUCACGCACUCUCUCUUCGGAUCUCACCGCCGCCGUCCACGGCGGUGCCUCCUCUCCUCGAUCUCCCUCACGCCGAUACCGAGAAGGUAAAGUCGUUAACGAUGGCCGAAGCCUCUGGUAGCAAGAGUCGUGGCACGUUGGCUCUUUCUGGAGGCUGAAGAAGCUUGUGUUAUCAGGUGGGCAUCUCCGAUGUAGCGGUUUGGUAGAGUUAAAUCAGUUUUGUAGAGUAAGCUGUUAUGUGAGAACUUUUGGAGUUUUUUCGAUUUUACAGGAUUUACUAUGAUUGUUUAUGGAAAAAACUCUUAUCUGCAACAUCAAGUGUCGGCAUUCGAGUUUGGUGUUUGCUUGACAGAGAAACUCUCUGCCACUGCCACCUUUGCUGCUGGCAUUCAAGUUUGCCUCUUCUCCUUCUCCUUACAUGUAUCCUGAUUUGGACACCUGUUUACGCGAUGAGAUGGCGGUUGCAGCCUUCAAAGGACCUCCCAGUGAGUGCUGUGGGAAUAAGAAAAUGGAAAGAAAACCUUCUGGGAGGAGACGUGUAUUUGUUCAGACUGAAACUGGGUGUGUUUUGGGAAUGGAAUUAGAUAGAAGUGACAAUGCCCAUACUGUGAAAAGGAAAUUACAGGUUGCAUUCAAUGUCCCAACUGAGGAAAGCUCACUUACAUGUGGGGACAUGGUCUUGAAGAAUGACCUAAGUGUGGUUAGAAAUGAUUCUCCACUUCUUCUCACUAGGAACUUUUUAAAUAGGAGUUCAUCUACCCCGUGCCUUUCACCAACUGGCAGAGAUCUUCAGCAGCGGGAUCAGAGUGGACCAAUUGAGGUUAUAGGUUGCUCGGAUAUGUUUUCAGGAACCAAACAACUGGUUAAGGAUAUUAAGAAGGCAAUAAAAGUUGGCAUUGAACCAAUCCCCAUUCAGAGUGGAUUGGGAGGUGCAUAUUAUUUUAGGAACAGCAAUGGUGAAAAUGUUGCUAUUGUGAAACCAACUGAUGAAGAACCUUAUGCACCAAACAAUCCUAAAGGUUUUGUUGGCAAAGCUCUUGGGCAACCAGGACUUAAACGUUCAGUGAGGGUUGGGGAGACAGGUUUCAGAGAAGUUGCAGCUUACCUUCUUGAUCAUGAUCAUUUUGCCAAUGUGCCCUCUACUGCCCUUGUGAAGGUCACACAUUCUAUUUUUAAUGUCAAUGACAGGGUCAAUGGUAGUAUGCACAAUAACAAGAAGCAAAUAAGCAAGAUCGCAUCACUGCAGCAGUUCAUUCCUCAUGAUUUUGAUGCGAGUGAUCAUGGAACUUCAAGUUUCCCUGUUGCUUCUGUUCAUAGGAUUGGGAUUUUGGAUGUACGAAUUUUAAACACAGACAGACAUGCAGGAAACCUUCUGGUCAGGAAGCUUGAAGGGUUUGGAAGAUUUGAUCAGGUGGAGCUUUUUCCCAUUGAUCAUGGUCUUUGUCUCCCUGAAAGUUUGGAAGAUCCUUAUUUUGAAUGGAUCCACUGGCCUCAGGCAUCAAUUCCUUUUUCAGAUGAUGAGCUCGACUAUAUAUAUCAUCUAGACCCAUUUCGUGAUUCUGAAAUGCUCAGAAUGGAGCUUCCCAUGAUUCGAGAAGCAUGCUUGCGGGUUUUGGUUCUCUGCACUAUCUUCCUUAAGGAAGCAGCAGCUUUUGGUCUUUGUCUAGCAGAGAUUGGUGACAUGAUGAGUAGGGAAUUUCAGGGUCACAAUGAAGAGCCUAGUGAGCUUGAGCUUAUCUGUAUUGAAGCAAAGGAACUGUUAGAUCAGGAAGAAUUAUCUUCUUUUGAAGCAGAAGUAGGAGACAAAGAUGUGACUUUGUUUCAGUUAGAUUGUGAGGGUCCAGAUUUGGAUUUCACUACAAACAUUGAAGAGAAACCAACUGUGAUGCCACCUUUUCAAGUUGGAGCUAGAAAUGGAAUUGUUAGAAACCCACUUUCUAAACUAGAGGAGAGUGUGAUGGAGGAGGACGAGGCUGGGUGUGAAGAGGAGUUGCCCUUAGGUGGCGAUGAAUACAAUGGUCCGGUUGAAAAUGGGGUGCCUAAUGUUUCAAAGCUGUCUGUGUCUGUGAAAAACACGAAAAUUGAUGAAAAAAGUUGGCAGAACAUGAGUGUAAAGCAAAAGAGUGGCUUUUUGGCUGGUACAUCAUCUGGAAACACAACUGUGAAUGAGUUGCCUGCAAGCUCUAGUUUCGUGAAGCUAACAGAUAUGGAUGAAGACAAAUGGAAUCUGUUUCUGGAGAAUUUCCAAAGGUUGUUGAUCCCAGCUUUUUGUAAUUGCAAACGAGGAAAUGUGAGCAAGAAGCAGAGACAGAGACUUGGAACUUCAUGCCAGUUUUAGGGGGACUAUAAAUGAAAUUUGAAGUGAACAAAUAAACAUUAGAGGCUUGUACAAUGUGUCACACGGUACACAUUGAAUUAUAUAUACAUAAAAUAAAUACAGAUGCUUUAUUUUCGCAACACUGAGGGGGAGGGAGUAUGCAGUAGUAAAAUAGUAAACGAACAUUUUCAGGUAGGAAGGUCUUGCAUCAGCAAAUAGUGGGCAGAUCUUAUUAACUAGUAGAUGUGAAGACUGUGUCCCGAUUUGCUCCUUUUUAUUUUUCCACUUUAUGUUCACUGGUUAGUACGUUGAAUAAUUUAGAGUAGAUACCGAAAUAAAUUUGUGUAUAUCAAUAUUUUCCUAGUUUUAAAUGAUAUUUCUUGUGUGGUUUGUUUGUCGCCUUUAAA